Scheffersomyces coipomensis is the source of this 549-nucleotide messenger RNA. RefSeq lists its product as uncharacterized. The record is from RefSeq and is a predicted model, not a curated record. NCBI's taxonomy places the organism in Eukaryota, Fungi, Ascomycota, Pichiomycetes, Serinales, Debaryomycetaceae. The coding region runs from base 117 to 470 and encodes 117 amino acids. The transcript has a single exon. Gene Ontology annotation, molecular function: RNA binding.
UUUUUGCAAACAAAGCAAUUUUGGGCCACAAAACCAAAAACAAUAUCUAAAAAAAAUUCUGAGUGUUAGAAUUCAUCUAAUGAACCAUAUCAGUCAAACAGUCUUUCCUAUAUCUAAUGUCCAAGUCAUCAGAUUUCCCUAUAGUACACGCGAGGAACAUACCGUUUGGUACUUCCACAGAAUCAUUAUACGAGUUGUUUUCCAAACAUGGUAGUUUGAAUCAAAUUCGAAUCUCCAAUCAAGACAAUAAGAAUGAUUGUUUUGUCAUUUAUAAUAAUUUAUCCAUUGCCAAACGAAUUGUGAAAGAGUUGAAUGGGAUCAACUUCAAUGGUAGAUAUUUAAUCUUAUCCCUUUAUGCUAUCGAUAAGUCUAAGUUAACUGAUGAUGAUAUUACUGCUAGUGGUGAUGUGGAGUAUAAAUUACGUCUUGAUGAGUUAAACAAAUUAAAACAACAACAUAAUAUCACAUAAAGAUACCAAUUACAACAUUUAAUCAUUACGAAGGAUUUAUUUAUUCAUUCAUUUUAACCUAUAGUGGUAGUUUUUUUUU